This is a messenger RNA of Betta splendens (Siamese fighting fish), 4164 nucleotides long. It is a transcript of the gene frmd8, whose product is annotated as FERM domain containing 8. The record is from RefSeq and is a predicted model, not a curated record. Lineage: Eukaryota; Metazoa; Chordata; Actinopteri; Anabantiformes; Osphronemidae. Gene Ontology annotation, biological process: negative regulation of canonical Wnt signaling pathway. Gene Ontology annotation, cellular component: cytoskeleton; plasma membrane. Bases 237 to 1646 code for a protein of 469 amino acids. The transcript is spliced from 11 exons.
UUAAUGGGGUGUACAUUAAAAUAAUAUAGAGGGGAGUCGUUCCCAGUAGUAGUCCAGCGUCACGUACACUGCGCCACUGCGCAUGCGCUAGAAAAGCUAGACAGCUGAGUGGCUAUAGACAGGAGAAUAACAGCGAGACGUUUUCAAGCGAAUGUAUUUAGAUACCGAUUUUACACACGUAGAAAGAUCUUGUCCGGAAUAAAGAGCGGUGGAAGACGAUAACUGGCCGAUUAGACAUGGAAGGAGAUGACUGCAGUUUUCCUCUAGAUUCAUCAGAUGGCCAAUCGCAAAGAGGAAGCGUUGCUUCUUCCGCAACACUUAGCCGUGUUCAAGACGUGCUUGUAUACCUGUUCGGAGAGAGUGCUGUACACCUAAAUGUAGAGGGGCUAGGCAGCGUUACUGUGCAGGAGUUGGGCCGCACGGUUCGUGAGGCUCUCCAUAUUCCUGAGUCCGUACAGGAGGCUUUUGCCUUUUGGUUAUGUUCUCCACUGCUAGAAUUGCAGUUAAAAGUGAGACAUCAACCUUACAAACUGUGUCGGCAGUGGCAGGACCUGCUAUAUCGCUUCACUGAGGCUUCAGAGGACGACAUAUUGCAAGACGAACCCUGUCUCCAGUACAGACGAAAUGUGUUUUAUCCUAAAUCCAAAGAGCUGCAGAUAGAUGAAGAAGGAGUCCUGAAGCUUCUGUAUGAGGAGGCCAAGAACAACAUUCUGACGGGUCGAUACCCAUGUGAUCCUGAGCACUGGAUGGGUCUCGGAGCCUUGUCUUUUGCCCUUGAUGAGGGACCCAGUCUGGACAACCAACAAUUUAUCACAACUUUAAGAGAAAAGAAACUGUCUUCUUUUCUGCCUGCACAUGUGGCCAUGGGGAGUGGAGGUCUGCUCUCCACUCUGAGAGGGAAGUCAAGCCGUCAGGCAGGGCUGGAGCAGAACCUGUGGGAGGAGUACAAAAAGAUCAGCACAUCUGUUGGAAACCCUCCUGAUACCAUGCAGCUCCUACACCAGUACCUCAACACAUGUCACACUUUGCCUUAUUAUGGGUGUGCUUUCUUCUUUGGGGAGAUUGACAAACCAGUACAAGGUAUCCUCCAAAGGGCAAAACGCAAACCUGUGAACGUUGGGAUCUGCCUGGAGGGAGUUUAUGUUCUGGAUGCGAAAGAGAAACAUGUUUUGCUUGGCCUGCGUUUCAAUGAGCUCUCCUGGGACUACAGCUACCCCGAGGAGGAGGGGGACUCGCACAUUCUGUGGUUGGAGUUUGAUGGAGAGGAAGAUGGCACUCCUGUCAACAAGCUGCUAAAAAUCUACUCAAAACAAGCAGAGCUAAUGAGUGGAUUCAUCGAGUUCUGUGUGGAGCUCAAGUCCGUGGCGGAGGCAGCGGCUACAGCUGAGUUGGACGGUGAGGCGAGUCUGUCUUCUGGACCGGACGGCAGCAGCAAGAACGGACGCGGGGGACGACGCGGAAUGCUGCGCAGGCAAAGUAGCGUCGUGUGCAGUCGGGUCCAUUCACUAAACACUAUCAGCUACGUGGACAACGGAAAAGAAAUCAGGCGCUUGAAGCCGAAAAGAGCGGCAUCCUUCUUCACUCGACAGGCAUCCACACCCACAUACUCUGCUGUGCAAGUGGCCGAGAAUCUGGAGCAGGGUUAAACUCACCAAUGCGCCCUGUCCCGUUCAUCGCAAAGACCAAACGUGACCAUUUUCUACUGCCGUCAACAGAAUAGACUUUAUAGAAUCCUGAGAUAUUAAACAGAUAAUAUAUGAACACAAAAGGACCAAGUGAGGGAUCUAACUGUGAGUGAUAUUUGUCUUCUGAAGUUGUGUAUAUGGAGUACAUUUAAUGUGAACAACUAAAGGAUCUGUUGUUGGCUAAGCUUCCAUGGUUAAACUGAAGUGCUAUACAACAGCAUGGCCUUACAUAAAGAAAAAAAGGUUUGUCUGACUACCAUAUGAUGAACCUGGUUCAUAAAUCUGAGAUGAGCCUUAGAGAAAAUCCUCAGAUGAGGAGUGUAUGAUAUCUCAUGCAGCCUUAGAGUUUCUGCAGUGCUCUGGUGAGCGAUUCACUAUUAUUCAACAAUGCUAAACCUCAAGUACAAUCCCUGCUUUACCUCUUUUUACAUUACUUGGAGUUUAAACACAAAUACCUUUGCAUUAAACAUGAUAACACUCCUCCUCAGGACUGCAAGUGACCAUUGCAGUCAGCGUGACAAACACUUUUUAGGGGUGGUCUGAGGUCGUGUUCACACUAUUCUGCUUUUUGAAGCUGUGAGUGCCUUGUUCUCAUCAGAGGGGAAGCCACUUCAGAACAGCACUGGUAUUAAAGUGUGAUAUUACUGAUCUUAAAAGCUCCAUAUGGAAACACAUUGGCUGUGUUGUGGACAUUUCUUGUAAGUACAUGCAUUUAUGAGUCAGCUGGUUAAUGUGUAACGCUGUGGCACACGCUAAAAUUAAUUCUGUUGUCAUGAAUGUAAAAGUAGAAAUCAAUACAUCAAGUUAAAGCUUCAUCCUAAACUUUGCAUAUUAUAUGCCACUGAAUAGUCUUUUGUUCCUGUUAUGAGUGACACGACAUCCAUGUACAGGUCUGGACCUGACUUUAAAGCUAAACUGAUGCAAUAACAAACUUGUAACGUGUGACAUGAGAGACUAAAAUACAGAAGCUUCCUGUUUGACCUUCCUGUUUAACUGUUAUCAGCAAUACAUUAGAAAAAAGUUCUGCAGCUUAAAUUUCUUAACCUUGACAACCCAGUUCAGACUUUGACCUUAAUGCAAAUACAACCAUGAUUGGGAUUAGUUUAUUUGGAAUAAAGUUUUUAGUGCAUCUUAAAAGUUAUGGGUUUGACUGCAAAGUGUGCUCUGUGCAAAUGGCACCGUCCAACCAGCUGAGAAUUAUUGAUUAUGCUGUUGCUAUUUCAGUCUAUACGCCAAAGCAAAUCUGUCUGAUAUGCUUCAACACAGUAUGAUUGUACCUUAACACUCCAGACAGUCCUGCAGGUGUAUCUGGUUUUAAUUGUGAUGCAGUGCUUUGUCUUUGCUCACCUUGCUGUGAUGAACUGUUGUUGGAGGUCUACAUCUCUGUUACGCUGCCUUCCUCUUGAACUAAUGUCUUCAUUUGAGAUGUGACAUCCUGUGUUCUUCCUGAUCCUCCUCAGCAUGCAAACUACAGAAUGUUAGUAACACUACAAACUGCUUUAACUUGUCUGUCAGCUACGGUCUGUACUCUGACUGCAGCAGCCCAGUAUAUUGUUGCUCACUUACACUAUGCAUGUCAUACUGUAGAAUAGGCAUUCCAACAGACAUUGCAUCAUGUCAUACUGCACUAUCAAUACUAAUGCACUGUAUCCAUCUUUUAAAUCUGUAGAUUGUUACAUAUUGUUCACUUUUAUGAAAGACUAUUUCUACUUUCCUUUUUCAUAUACUCGACAGUGUUUGGACGUGGUAAUGAAGAAAUCCGAUUAAGCGUUAGGUUUUCAAGCAGUCACUUUACAGAAAGAUCAAGUGCCUUUUUGUUAGUACUGAGUUGACUGUAUUGGUGCUUGGAACCCAGGAUUUUUUUAAUAGUUGCUAUGGUCAGAAAGUUGAACUUUGUUUUUUGUAAUAUAUUUUACACAUUUCAACCUACCUAGCUGAUAUCAGUAUAUUAAUAUACUGGAUUAAUAUGUGAGGCGGCUCGCAGUGCAGUGGUCAGUCAGUUCUGCCUUCAUUGACAUAUGUCUGUCAUGUUUGUUUUAUUUUAUGAACUGAUACAAAGCGGCCCUGAUUUUCUUUGAUGUCUGUGAAUAACUGUGUUUACUACUUCACUAACUGUACUGAAGCCAUAAUUAUUUCACCAAACAUGUAAUCUGUUAUGAUUUGUUUUAAAUUUUAAUAUUUCACCAAAUGACUAUUGUAAAUCUACUCCCGGCCUAUCGUGUCAUUUUUCAAAUUGGUAAAAUUGUUAUAAUGUGGAACAAUGUGCGCUGCAAUAGUUUUAUUAUUACAGUAUGUGCAGGGAUGCAUGUGUUAUACAGUCUAGCGCUGUUGGUGCAUACAGUACAGUGCAGUGGUUGGUUGUGCCUGUGGAAAUGGUUUUAUACACACCAAAACUGUUACAGAAUUGUCUAUGAUGAGAGUUUGUCAGAUUUCAAUCAUUUGACCAAUAAACUAAAAUGUGUUUGCUUUGAAAGUAGAA